AUGGCUGCAAAUCAUUGGUACAGUUGUGAUCCGUUAUGUUUACUUGUAAGCACUGGUAUAUCGAAGCAUCAAAGUGCCGAUAAAGACGAUGUCUAUCGAAAUGUUGGCCAAACUCGUAACUUCACGGGAAAGGUAGUACUGGUAACCGGCUCGACAUCGGGUAUCGGUGAAGGUAUAGUCAAAUUGUUUUCGCAUUUUGGUGCACACGUAGUCAUCACCGGUCGGAAUGCUACUGAACUAAAACGCGUGACCACUGAGACACAGGCACUAUCACCCCUUAAACUACAGCCGUUAGCCGUGUUGGCCGAUGUGACUAAAAGCAAUGAUUUAUCGGGACUUUUGAAUGAAACAAUAAAACAAUUUGGAAAACUUGAUGUUUUAGUCAACAAUGCCGGUGCCGGUACUUAUACCAGUGCCAGGGCUCCAGAUUUUAUGAAAGUAUUCGAUAGAGCAAUACUGUUGAAUCUGAGAUCGUAUGCAGAGCUCAGUCAUUUAGCAAUACCUUAUUUAGAUGCAACUAAUGGUACAAUUAUUAGCAUUUCCAGUAUUUCAUCAAUGGUUCCCGUAAAUUGA
Oppia nitens is the source of this 573-nucleotide messenger RNA. RefSeq names its product 17-beta-hydroxysteroid dehydrogenase 14-like. The coding region runs from base 1 to 573 and encodes 190 amino acids. The transcript has 4 exons. NCBI's taxonomy places the organism in Eukaryota, Metazoa, Arthropoda, Arachnida, Sarcoptiformes, Oppiidae. The record is from RefSeq and is a predicted model, not a curated record.